Pneumocystis carinii B80 is the source of this 3257-nucleotide messenger RNA. RefSeq lists its product as hypothetical. The transcript has a single exon. The record is from RefSeq and is a predicted model, not a curated record. The coding region runs from base 12 to 3257 and encodes 1081 amino acids. NCBI's taxonomy places the organism in Eukaryota, Fungi, Ascomycota, Pneumocystomycetes, Pneumocystales, Pneumocystaceae.
AAGAGGUGGCAAUGGCACGGCCGGUUAAGAGGCAAGCACAAGGAGCAGGGGGAGCAGCGGAUGACAUUGAUGAGAAACACCUUUUGGCUUUCAUUGUGAAGGACAAAUAUGAGAAGGAUUGCAAAGGAGAACUCGAGAAAUAUUGUCAAGACUUGAAGGAAAUAGAUGGUCAAUUCAAAGUGAAUGAUAAAGUUAAAGAACUUUGUGGUGGUGGUGAUAAAACAAAACAAGAGAAAAAAUGCCAAGAACUGAAAGACGAAGUUAAAAAAAAAUUGGAAGCUUUUAAAAAAGAACUUGAAGAAGCAUUGGAAGAUGACGUAGAAGAUGAAGAUUGUAAAAAACAUGAAGAAAAAUGUAUACUUUUAGAGGAAGCAGGCCCAAAUAGUCUUAAGGAGAAGUGUGUCAAAUUGAGGGAAGGAUGUUACGAAUUGAAGCGUAAAAAGGUGGCAGAGGAGCUUCUUUUCAGGGCGCUCGGAGGGGAUGCUAAAGAAGAAGCUAAAUGUAAAGGAAAGAUGAGAGAUGUUUGCCCAGUGUUAAGCCGAGAAAGCGACGAGCUGAUGUCUUUCUGCCUUGAUCCGAGUGGAACGUGUGGAGAGCUGAAAAAAAAAUUGGAUACUGUUUGUGGGCCUUUAAAAGAAGAGCUUAAAGAUGGCGAAUUAGACGGAAAGUGUCAUGAAAAACUUGAGAAAUGUCAUUUUUACGGAGAAGCGUGUGAUGGUUCAAAGUGUGAGGAGUAUAAGACGAAAUGUGAGAAAAAUAUUAUUAUAUAUAAAGCGCCGGAAUCUGAUUCUAGUCCUGUCAAGCCGAAGGCGUCGUUGUUGAGAAGUAUUGGGUUGGAAGAUGUGUAUAAAAAGGCUGAAAAAGAAGGAAUUAUUAUUGGAAAAGCAGGAGUGGAUCUACCAAGAAGGUUUGGUGAUGAUUUUCUGCAAGAUCUCUUGCUACUGUUGAGCGAAAAUGUGAAUGAGAAGGAUGAUGCGGGGAAGAAAUGCACUGAACUGUUAGGAAAAUGUAAUGAUUUUAAGCAUUUGGAUCAUGAUUUGGAAAAGUUAUGCGAUGAUGGAAAUAAACAAGAAAAAUGCAAAAAAUUACUAAAUGUAGAAGAAAGAUGUACACAUCUCAAAUUAAAUCUUCAUCUGAAAGAUUUGUCUACAAAAUUUGAAAAAGAUAAAAAAUCAGAUCUUUUAUUCUGGAGAGAACUGCCAACCUUAUUUACGAAGGGAGAGUGUGCAGAACUUGUCUCGGAAUGUUUUUAUUUAAAAAAGGCGUGUAAAGAUAGUAAGAUUGAUGAAGCAUGUCAAAAUGUACGAGCAGCGUGCUAUAAAAUGGGACAAAAUAGGAUGUUGAAUACACACUUUCGAGAGGUGUUGAAGGAGAAUCCUGAUUAUUUAAGAUACUAUAACAAUCCUGAGAAUUGCAAAAAAAUUGUGGUAGAAAACUGUAAAAAACUUGAUAAAAAAUACCUUCCAAAGUGUCUUUACCCUAAAGAACUAUGUUAUCUUCUUUCAGAUGAUAUUUUUCUUCAAUCCAAAGAGUUAGGUGUGCUUUUGGAUGAUCAUAGAGAUUUUCCAUUUGAAAAGGAUUGUCUUGAGUUGGAGGAGAAGUGUGAUGAACUUCAAACUUAUUCAUAUUUGAAUUCUAAAAAGUGUGAAACAUUGAGAAGGCGCUGUGAAUACAUUAGAGUUUCAGAGAGAUUUAGAAAAGUAUUUUUAGAAAGAAAAGAUCAUGCAUUAUAUAAUGAGCAAAAUUGUACGGAGGUGUUGCAUGAGAAAUGUGAAGCUUUAUUUAGGAAAAGGAGGAAUCCAUUUGGGUUUUCAUGUGCUUUGCCAGAAGAAACAUGUGAAUAUAUGGUAGCCCGUACAAAAGAUGAAUGUAGUAGUUUAAGAGCCAAUAUCAAGAAUGAAAAAAUCCUAGAAGAAAUUGAAAAAGCAAAUAAAAAUGAAACAGCACUUGAAGAACUCUGCACAACAUGGGGCCGACAUUGUCACCAACUUGUGAAGAAUUGUCCGGAUCAAUUGAAAGAAAAUAACAAUGAUCAAAACUGUGAAAAACUCGAUGAAAAAUGCAGGGAUACUUUUGAAAAGUUGAAAGCGAAGGAUGAGCUGAGUCAUCUGUUGAAAGGCAGUUUAAAGGAUGAUAAGGAAUGUAAAAAAACAUUAGAAAAGGAUUGCGCUGAGUUGAAAAAGAAUCAAACAUUCGAAACUCUGCUUACUAAUUGUGAAGCUAAUGCUUUGGGAACUGUUUGCAAAGAAUUAGUUGAAAAACUAAAAAAGAGAUGUCCUACUUUAAAAGACGGACUGAAUAAAGCGAAAGAUGAGUUGACAAAGAUGAAGGCUGAGUACGAUAAGGUCAAAAAGGCGGCAGAAGAUUCUACAAAGGAAGCUAGCUUAUUGCUAUCAAGGCCUAAAAAAGCCGCAACACCAAGUGGACAGGAUAGCAAUGGUUCUGUACCAGCACAGGUACAGCCAGCACCAGGAGAGUCACCAGACUCAUCAUCAGGGUCGCCAUCAUCACCAGCAGUGCCACCACCACCAUCACCGCCACAAAAUGGAACGCCAGACACACCAGAUGGAACAUCAGGCACACCAAGUGGAACACCAAGCACAACAGGUCAAACGAAGAAUAAUGCAAAACUUGGACUCGUUAAAAGAGCAUAUGUAGAUGGAGGAGUAUCAGAAGCAGAAGUAAAAGCAUUUGAUGCAACGACGAUAGCAUUGGAGCUGUAUUUGGAAUUGAAAGAAGAAUGUAAAGCUUUAGAACUAGAUUGCGGUUUUAGAAAGGAUUGUUCGAGUGUUGAAGAUGUUUGCAAAGAAAUUGACACAUUAUGUGAACUGGUUCCAUUAAAAGUUACGCCUCAUCAUACAGAGAAAAUAACAGAAAUCUCAACCACUACGACGACCACUACCACGACCACUACCACGACUACUACCACAACUACUACGACAACAACUACUACAACCAAACCGGGAAGUGGAGGAAAAGUAACAGAAGAGUGUACAAUGAUACAGACGACAGAUACAUGGGUGACGAGUACGUCAUUGCAUACGAGUACGAUAACGAGCACGUCGACAGUGACGUCGACAGUGACCUUGACGUCGAUGCGCAAGUGCAAGCCUACCAAAUGUACCACCGAUUCAAGCAGAGAGACACAGAAAGGGGGAGAAGAAGAAGAAGUGAAACCGAAUGAUGGGAUGAAAAUAAGAGUUCCUGAUAUGAUUAAAAUAAUAUUGUUGGGAGUGAUUGUUAUGGGGAUGAUGUAA